Insectozyma verbasci is the source of this 2319-nucleotide messenger RNA. Lineage: Eukaryota; Fungi; Ascomycota; Pichiomycetes; Serinales; Debaryomycetaceae. The record is from the annotation of a GenBank genome assembly.
AUGGCUUCUAAAACAUUAUAUGAUAAGGUCUUUGAAGAUCAUGUAGUUCAUAAAGAUGAAUCAGGAUCAUGUUUAUUAUACAUAGAUAGACAUUUAGUUCAUGAAGUUACUUCACCUCAAGCUUUUGAAGGUUUGAAAAAUGCAGGUAGAAAAGUUAGAAGAACAGAUUGUACAUUAGCAACAGUUGAUCAUAAUAUUCCAACUAUAUCUAGAGUAAAUUUUAAAGAUGUUGAUUCAUUCAUUGAUCAAGAUGAUUCAAGAUUACAAGUCAAAACAUUAGAACAAAAUGUUAAAGAUUUUGAUGUUACAUAUUUCGGUAUGACUGAUGAUAGACAAGGUAUUGUUCAUGUUGUUGGUCCAGAGCAAGGUUUUACAUUACCAGGUACUACAGUUGUUUGUGGUGAUUCUCAUACUUCAACUCAUGGGGCAUUUGGUGCAUUAGCUUUUGGUAUUGGUACAUCAGAAGUUGAACAUGUUUUAGCUACUCAAACUAUUAUUCAAACAAAAUCAAAAAAUAUGAGAAUUUUGAUUGAAGGUGAAUUAAAUCCUGGAAUUACUUCAAAAGAUUUAGUUUUACAUGUAAUUGGCGUAAUUGGAACUGCUGGUGGUACUGGUUGUGUUAUUGAAUUUGCAGGUAAAGCUAUUGAAGAUUUAUCAAUGGAAGCAAGAAUGUCAAUUUGUAAUAUGUCAAUUGAAGCAGGUGCAAGAGCUGGUAUGAUCAAACCGGAUGAAACAACUUUUAAUUAUAUUAAAAAUAGACCGUUAGCACCAAAAGAUGAUGAAUGGGAAAAAGCAUUAAAAUAUUGGAAAACUUUACAUUCUGAUGAAGGUGCAAAAUUUGAUUAUGAUAUUAAAAUUUUAGCAAAAGAUAUUGUACCAACUAUAACUUGGGGUAAUUCACCACAAGAUGCCUUACCAAUCACAGCAUCCGUUCCAGAUCCUUCAAAAAUUACUGAUGAUCCAAUUAAAAAAGAAGGUAUGGAAAGAGCAUUAAAAUAUCAAGGUUUACAACCAAAUACUCCAUUACAAAGUAUUAAAAUAGAUAAAGCUUUUAUUGGUUCAUGUACAAAUUCAAGAAUUGAAGAUUUAAGAGAAGCAGCAAAAGUUGCAAAAGGUCACAAAAAAGCUGAUGAUGUUAAACAAGUUUUGGUUGUUCCAGGCUCAGGUUUAAUUAAAACUCAAGCUGAAAAAGAAGGUUUGGAUAAAAUAUUUGAAGCUGCUGGUUUUGAAUGGAGAGAAGCUGGUUGUUCAAUGUGUUUAGGUAUGAAUCCAGACAUUUUAGAUCCGGAAGAAAGAUGUGCUUCAACAUCAAAUAGAAAUUUCGAAGGUCGUCAAGGUGCUAAAUCAAGAACUCAUUUAAUGUCACCUGCAAUGGCAGCAGCAGCAGCUAUAAAAGGACAUUUCACUGAUAUAAGAGAAUUUGAUUUUAUAACAAACGAUGAACCUCAAUUAAGUGUUGAACAUGAUGAAGUUGAAGAUAAAGAAUUACAAGAUGCAGUAUAUGAACAUGAAAAAGAAAUAAUUGAAGAUACUCCAGCUACUGAAUUGGAAAGACUUGACGAUAUACCAAAAGAUGAUCAACCAGAAUUGAAAAAAACAAAGAUUGAAGAUGCUCCUGGUGGUGUCAACUCAUUUACUGUUUUAACCGGUAUAACAGCUCCAUUAUAUAAAGCAAAUGUUGAUACUGAUGCUAUAAUACCAAAACAAUUUUUGAAAACUAUAAAAAGAACUGGUUUGAAGAAUGGUUUAUUUUAUGAAUCAAGAUUUACAAAAGAUGCAAAUGGUAAAGAUGUCGAAACAGAUUUUAUUUUAAAUCAAGGACCACAUAGACAAUCAGAAAUUUUAUUAGUCACUGGUGACAAUUUUGGUUGUGGUUCAAGUAGAGAACAUGCUCCAUGGGCUUUAAAAGAUUUUGGUAUUAAAUCAAUAAUUGCUCCAUCAUUUGGUGAUAUUUUUUACAACAAUUCAUUUAAAAACUUUUUAUUACCAAUUAGAUUACCACAAGAUAUAAUAGAGUAUAAAUUAUUACAUCCAGUUAAAUUAGGUCAUAAAUUAACAAUAGAUUUACCAAAUCAACAAAUAAAAGAUGGUGAAACUGGUGAAGUUUUAUCAGAAUUCGAAGUCGAAUCAUUUAGAAAACAUUGUUUAGUUAAUGGUUUAGAUGAUAUUGGAUUAACAUUACAAAAAGAGUCAUAUAUAAAAGAAUAUGAAGAUAAAAGAAGGGAAAAAUUUUCAUUCUUGGAAGGUGGAUCAAAAUUAAUAAAACCAAUAAAAGGUAGUAAGAAAUCUAAAUACGGGGUUAAAGCUCAAGAAUGGUAA